AUUGUCAGAACUUUUACACUGUACAAAAACAUAGCCGUAUCGGAAACAUAGCAAUUAGCCCAAGUAGACAUUACCCCACUGGAACCAUGAUAUACCUACAGAGCUGCUGCUGCUUCGUGGAUCUGCGGAUCGGUACCAUGGCAAUCGGGAUUCUGCACAUCAUAGCGGAUAUCCUCGCAGGCACCUUUGUAGCCCUUUACGGGGAGUCGGGCAUUCCCGAUUUGGGUCACACCCUCUUCCUCAUCUUCGUCAUGCUGCACAUCCUGAGCUGCGUGUUCCUGAUCAUCGGCUGCUUACGGUUGAGGAGCAGCUGGAUGCUCUUCUAUAUAAUAAUGACCAUGAUCAUGGCCCUUGCCAUGAUCAUAUUGAUAGUAUCCGACGUCAUACUCGUCGUUUGGUUCUGGGUAAUGAUCACAUAUGCUUUAAUGUUCUUUAUAUGCCUCUAUUUCUGGCUGGUCGCAUACUCUUUUUACGCCGCCUUAGGAGGCCCUCUGUUCAUCUGACUGUGAUCCUCUGCCAAGAAGCUCUGGAAAUAAAUUGUAUUUGUAUUAUAAGUGGCCUCUGAACAUGAAUAUAAUCACCACAUCUCUUUUACGCCA
Molecule: messenger RNA, 599 nt
Organism: Drosophila erecta
Lineage: Eukaryota; Metazoa; Arthropoda; Insecta; Diptera; Drosophilidae
Exons: 4
Coding region: 87-503 (138 amino acids)
Source: RefSeq, a predicted model, not a curated record